Diorhabda carinulata is the source of this 6796-nucleotide messenger RNA. RefSeq names its product tyrosine-protein phosphatase non-receptor type 4 (gene Ptpmeg). Gene Ontology annotation, molecular function: protein binding; protein tyrosine phosphatase activity. Gene Ontology annotation, cellular component: cytoskeleton. Gene Ontology annotation, biological process: protein dephosphorylation. The record is from RefSeq and is a predicted model, not a curated record. Bases 255 to 2936 code for a protein of 893 amino acids. The transcript is spliced from 13 exons. Lineage: Eukaryota; Metazoa; Arthropoda; Insecta; Coleoptera; Chrysomelidae.
GUCGACAAAAUCAAAGCCGUUAAGAUUAUCGGUGUGUAAUUAUAAUCUAUAGUGCACGUAAGAAACGAAGAAGAUAAUGACAGUAGCAGCAUCGAAUAUGUCUGUGAAUAAUUGAUAAAAGUUAAAUAAUUAUGCGUCAAUGUAAUUAAAAAAAAAGAACAAAAUAAGAAAUGUGCUUCGCAGAUUACUAACAGGAACAUUUUUAAUAUCAAUGUAAAGAAGGAUGGUAGGUGGCUUCAUCUGAAUUUUCAAGUAUGAUUGAGAGUGUCUCUAAAAGAGCAUUCAGUGGAUCUAGUGGUACAUACAACGUACAUGCAUUAGAACUGGCUGCAGCGAGAGAAAGAAAAUUAAAAACAUUAAGUAUUACUGUAAAAUUUCUAGAUGACACAGAACAUGUUUUUCAUAUUGAAAAACGUGCCAAAGGCAGUACAUUAUUGGAACAGGUUUACCAUCAUCUUGAGCUAGUUGAAAAAGAUUAUUUUGGAUUGCAGUUUUCAGAUAAUGGUAAUUUACCCGGAAAAAGAAGUUCUGCGUGGAUGCGCUGGUUAGAUCUGUCCAAGUCAAUAAAAAAGCAGCUGGGAACCUGUCAAUAUCCUUUAUAUUUUAGAGUUAAGUUUUAUGUGUCCGAUCCAAGUAAACUCCAAGAAGAAUAUACCCGUUAUCAGUUUUAUUUACAAUUAAGAAGAGAUAUUUUAGAAGGGAAGUUAUAUUUACCCCCAAGCACUGCCAUACUAUUAGCUAGUUAUACUGUACAAUCUGAAUUAGGUGAUUAUCAACCUGAAGAACAUGGACCAAAUUACUUAUCAAAUAUUCAACUUGUUCCAAAUCAAACUGAUGACAUUGAGAAAAAAAUAUCAGAAUUACACAAACUGCACAAAGGCCAACUUCCUGCAGAUGCUGAAUUCAAUUUUUUGGACCACGCCAAAAGGAUUGAAAUGUAUGGAGUAGAAUUACAUAAAGCUAGAGAUAGUGCGAAUAAAGAAAUCCAAUUGGGAGUGACACAUUUAGGUUUAGUAGUGUUUCAAAAUAAUAUUCGAAUUAACGUUUUUUCAUGGUCUAAAAUUAUGAAAAUUUCAUUUAAAAGGAAGCAGUUUUUUAUACAGCUUCGUCGAGAGCUGUCUGAAUCGUAUGAUACCUUGCUUGGUUUCAACAUGGAGACAUAUCGUUCAUCUAAAACUCUUUGGAAGUCAUGUGUUGAACAUCACACAUUUUUCCGCCUUCAUUCACCGAGAGUGAAAAGAAAAUUUCCAUUGUCUCUUGGUUCCAAAUUCACAUAUUCUGGAAGAACAGAAUAUCAAACAGUGGCAGAGGUACGACAGAGAGGGAUUUUAGAAAGAAAAUUCGUGAGAUCGCCCAGUAAAUAUUUGGUGGGUCGCACUUCUACUCAUACACCUCCACAUUUAGAAGAUAGAGGAAAACUGAUAACAGCUCCUGCUAGACCACCAGGACCUUACGCUCAUAAAGUCACUUCAUUAGACACCAAAGAACCUAAAAAAGCAUGGACUGAAGACAGUAGGAUAUCAGAUGAUGAUGGAGGUUUUUUGGAAAGAACACUAGAAGGUCCCUUUUCGCCUGGAAUAGCUGGAAGAGUUAUAAGUUAUGCAGAUGAAGAACCACCUUCUCCCACUUCUAAUGGAUUAUAUGAUACUCCGCCAUAUAGUUUAAGUCAUUCCCCUACGUCGCAAAUAAUCGAUGAUAAUCUAGUAACGAUUGUUCUCCAUCCUGAUGAAGAAGGAAAAUAUGGUUUUAAUGUGAAAGGUGGAAGUGAACAAAAUGUGCCUAUUUUAGUAUCUAGAGUAGCUCCAAAUACACCUGCAGAUAAAUGUGUGCCAAGAUUAUCGGAAGGCGAUCAGUUGUUACAAAUUAAUGGCCACGAUGUAACACACGCUCUUCACCAAGACGUUGUCAAAUUAAUUCAAGAAGCUAGAAUUACAAAUUCAGGUAAGCUAGUAUUAAUGGUGAAAGCCAACGUCUUGUAUCAAGGUUAUGAAGACUAUGAAGAACCGCCAUAUCAAUAUGUACCUGCAGGAGACAUAGAACCUCCAUCUCCUGGGAACGCUCUCCAACAAAGUAUGCUAUUGUUAGCUGAUGGAUUAGCUAGUGGAACAUUAAUAGCACGAUACGAAACACUUUUUAGAAAACAUCCUGAUUUGACAUGUGAUGAAUCGCUAAAACCACAAAAUGUGAAUAAGAAUCGAUAUAGAGAUAUUUUGCCAUAUGAUACGACUAGAGUUAUGUUGAAAAGUGGUACAAAUGGUGACUAUAUCAAUGCAAAUUAUGUAAACAUGUCAAUAUCUGGUACUGAAACAGUAAACCAUUACAUAGCAACUCAAGGUCCUUUACCAGCGACCACUGAAGACUUUUGGCAAAUGAUCCUCGAAGAAAACUGCAAUUUGAUUGUAAUGUUAACUACUCUUAUAGAAAGGGGACGAGCCAAAUGUCAUAAAUACUGGCCGAGUAUAGGUGAAACAUUAACUAUGCAAAAUACUACUAUGAAAUGUAUUUCUGAAGAGACUGAUCCUUCUGAAAGUUUUGUUUUUAGAGAUUUUGUUCUUCGCGACAUUAAGAAUAAUGAAUCAAGAGAUAUAAAACAUAUGCAAUAUAUUGCAUGGCCUGAUCACGGAGUGCCUGAUUCCCCACAACAAUUUCUAAAUUUUACUGAAAAGGUUCGAUCGGCAAGGAAAGGUUCUGCUCCUGUAGUGGUACAUUGUAGUGCCGGUAUCGGUAGAACGGGUGUGAUGGUAUUGAUGGAAACUGCUUUAUGUUUAAUGGAGGUUAACGAACCAGUUUAUCCUUUAGAAAUAGUUAAAACUAUGAGGGAACAACGAGCUAUGAUGAUACAAAAUGCUAGUCAAUAUCGCUUUGUUUGUGAAAGCGUGCAUGCUGCAUAUAGCGAUAAUAUAAGUGUAGAUAAAUCAGUAAGUCAAUUAGAAUAAUGAUUGGAUGAUAUCUCGAUUAAAGAUAUGCACAAGGAGUAUAUCAACAAGAUUUUUCUGUAGAAAAAUCUGGUUAGACUGAGUGAUACAAAAAUAAUGCACUUAAAAUCAGAAUUUUCAUAUCGAUAGCUGCUAGUCAAUUAUAUUGUCAAAAAAUUUUCAGGUUUAUCAUAUGUCUGAGACUGAAAAUUAGUGCCAUAUCUUUUCUAUAAAAUCCCUUUUUUGCAAGCGAUUUCAUAUUUUUAUUUUAUUAUUUUAAUUUGAAAAUUUUUAUAUUUUUAGUACUUUUUGCAUAGAUAUACUACUUGAAUUGGUAUUAUAUAUCUGAUCUUUUCUACACUUUUUACAACCUAAAUAAUGUUUUAGCUAUUAUAUCAAAAAUUACUUACCGUUUACAAAUAAUAAGUAUGCUUAAAUGAUAUCAGCAACCUAUUCUCUGUAAUAAAAAACACUGUCAUGUGGUAAUUGAGAAACCUACAAAGGGCCUCGACAAAAGAGAAGAUAGAGAAAAAUAACAUGACCAAAGAUUAUAGAAGAAUAUAAACAAAUGUCGAGCACAUAACAAGUCGAACAGUCUGAUAGUUAAAAUUGUUUUAAUAAUAAUAAGAAUAAGAGAAUCAGUAUUGUUAUUUCAUACAUUUCUUUAAUGUUAUAUAUUGUGUAUAAAAAUUUUAUGAAUGCUGCUACAAAUAGAACAGUCAUACAUAAACAUUUCCAUCUUAGAUUAUUAUUAGUGGUUUAAAUUCAAUAACUGGAUCCUCAUCUUGAAAUAUUACCACCUAUGAAUUAAACAAUGAGCUCUUCAUCGUCGUUUUCCUUCAAGAGCAUCAAAGAAAGACUUCAAAUGCCGAAAUUAAUGAUGAUGAGGACAGUACUAAGUCGCUUAUCGCCGUUUCUCCAAACUACUCACGAGUUGUCAAUGAAUUUCACUUAAUUAAACUUUUCUCGUAUUCUUUAUUACUAGUAGUUGUCGAUAAUAAUUUAAAUUUCAAACUUAUUUGUAUGUUAUUUCAACUGAUUUUAAUUGCAAACUUCCAUCACUACUAAUUAUGUGAUUUUGAUAAGCCUUAUACAUAAUAGAAUCUGUCCAAUACAUAAACCUAUUUUUUAAAAUGUAUUAUCAUUUGAUGUGAUUGACUUAGGUCAUUUGUUUACGAAUUUUGUACAAAAAUGUGAAAAACAAUCACAACAUUGUUCUGGCUUACGUAAUAACAUAUUUAGUUUGUUUUUUGUUUCACAAUAACAACUGAUAAAAGAUAAAAACUUAAAUCAUAGACCAGUUCAAAACACUAUAUUACGACAAUAAUUCAUUGAUUAAAUCGAUAAUUAAUGGAGUAGAGAAAUAUAUAUGAACUAUCUAAGGUUGUUUAUCUUGUGCCAUUGGUUUUUGUUUUCAGAUAUAAAAUGGAAAGUAACCCUUUUGUGAAUUGAACGGUAUAUGGUAACACUGCCUAUACUAUUACAUGUGUGUAGGAGAACAGCCCCUCAUUACUUUCGAUGUUUUAUAGUGUCUAUGGGAGCACUAUUUAAUAUUUUUACCUGUCGUAACAUGCCAUUUGGCUUGUUACGUUUUUCUUCAAACAUUUUGAUUAUUCCUUUGUUCACGUACUGUGUCAUUUCUAAUUAUUCUAACAUUCGAGUUUUUGAAGACAUUAAUUGGUUAGACUUCCCCACUCCAUUCUAAGAAUUCAAUUAUACUAUAGUUUCAUUGUUAAAUCGUCCUCAGUCUAUCUACACUCUUAAAGUGUUUACAUCAAAGUAAAUUUAGUAAAAUUUGUGGUGAUAUUAUUCUUUACAUCGCCGAUAAGUUUUUCUUAUAUCUUUCUAACGUUGCUUUUUAUAUAUAAUGCUCACAAAAUUCCAGUUAUUUUUAUGAAUUUACUUUUGCUUUAAGCAAAUUUUGUAUAACACAAGUCUUUAAAAAAGUUGAGAGCUGUUUUUUUCGUGUAAUACUUAUGUUUUUGUGUACUGAAUCAGAAAAUGACAUUUAUUUGCUCAUAGAACGUCAUGUUUUCUGAUAAUAUAGGUAUUUAUGUUAAACAAGUUAUCAUCUUAAAAGAUAAAAUACUAAAAAAAAUUAUUCAUAAUUGCGUAACAAAACUUAUUUUUUUCAUCUAAAAUACAUUCGUUGGUAAGCACUAAACACAUUUCUUUUUCCCAGUGAGAAUCCUUUUGAAGUGUCCAACAGUAGUCUGCCAUCAUUCAGACCCUCCAUCUUCCCUUGUAUCUUUUUUCUAUGUCCUUAAUAUCUUGAUGAAAUCGUUCACCUUGCUCUUCACUCACAUCUCCUAAAUUUUCUGGACAGUAAUCGAGGUGAGAAUGAAGAAAAUGAACUUUUAAACUCAUUAGGCAACCUAAAGCUUGAAAUGCUUUUAACAUUCGAUUUAACAACGAUUUGUUUGUAGUUAGGGUCUUAGUUAUUGUCUAAAAAUUUCUCCUCUUUGAAGGCAAUCCAUCAUGGUUGUGAUGGAUUGUGGAUCAGCCAUAAGCCGUCUAAUAUUUGGUCCAAUGAAAACACCUUUCAACUUUGCCGCCGAGAUGCCUGGAAACUCUAAUAUUAAGUAUUUGAAGUAAUUUCCAUCUCUUGAAAGUGACUUUACAAAUUGCUCCAUCAAUCACAGCUUUAUGUGAAGCAGUGGUAGAAUAACUUUUGAGGAGGCACCAAAGUUUCAUGGAGGACAUUCUUUUCGCUAACGUUAAGAUUCCUGGGAGGCCAACACUUUUUGGUCCAGUGAUUUGCUCAAUCUCUACUAUCGCAUAGAUACAAAAAGCAAGGGAAUUCGAUAAACCCAGAUUGUUGUAAGAGCAACAUGCUCAAGAUUUUAAAAUCACCGCACACUUGCCAACCGUGGUCUUUUUAUUUCAAUUUGCAAAGAAUAAAUUCCAAGUUCUUGUAGGUUUUUUUGAGGUAUACGAAAUGAUCGACAGGAAAGGAAGUAUAGAAACCGCCAUUGUGAAGCAGAACUGCUUUAAGACUUCUUUUUGAAGAAUCUAUGAAAAUAUGCCACUGUGCUGGCUUAAAUGUCUUCAUCAAGCCUCCAAUAAACCAACUCGUCCUCUUGGCAAAGUAGGAAGUGAACUGCUUCUCACGGUAUCAAAACCAAGAGAAAUACACUCCCGGCAAAAUAAGUUCUUUUGGGCCUUGAUCCCCACUCAGCAGCGUUUUUUGGAAGUUUCUUACCAAAUAAUUUAGCUCGCCCUGGUAAAACAAUUUCGAACUGCUGUCAUCUUAAAAUGCAAAACUUGACUUGUUAUUGGGUUCAGGUACAGCACUAUCUUCACAAAACUUGGAAUCUCUUCCAAGGUAGCAGGGGCCUUGGGUACUGGUAUUUCGGUCCCAUGAGGAACGGGAUGAAUAGCUGAUUGCAGAUUGGGGUAUGAAAUUGGCUGCUUCCGUUUUGAAUUAUACCCUUUCACAGAACACGAAGAAAAGUAACAAUCAUCACUAUGAUUCUUUUGCUUGCUCCAUAUCAUAGGAAUCGAUUAUUGGAAAGCUUUUUUCUUGUCCUUAAACCAAUUUCGAAGGUCUUCAACACAGAGUUUUAACCAAAAUACGCGAAGUAUACUUUUUUUACAAAGUCCGUAAUAUUUAGUUGUUGCUUUAAUAUCAUAUAUUCGCCACAACAGAAACUGUCAGACGAAUUCACACACUUCCAAACAGACUACACUAUACUUAACCAAGACAUUUAAAAACAAUAAUCAAUAUAAAAUUGUACUCAUUUAUUCAUUACAAGUUAGCCCAAAAAUUCCCUUCUUUAAUUAAAUUUGGCGUUUUACAAAAUAAUCUGAAGUUCUGGAAUUUUUUGAGUAUUUUUUUAGUUUUCAGUUCAAUACCUAAAUGUAUAGAAAUCAGUCAAAAA